CCGAUGAGUUCGGAGAGUUGUCGUUGGAGUAGUGAGGGCGUCACUCUGAAAGAGAACGAGGCAUCGCUGCUCGCGCUAGUUCCGGUUCGCUGCAAGAUCGUUUUCUUUUGAAUCCUUUGGUUUGGUUGUGGCGCUUGGCGUUCGUGCUGGUUAGCAGCAGCAGCGGAAGCGGAGGCGGCCCAGUCGGGCCGAGAAUGGUGCUCGGAAGACGAUGGUGUUCGAGUCUUUAGUGGUCGAGGUUUUGAACCGUUUUUUGGGGGAUUAUGUGGUGAACUUGGACACCUCGCAGUUGCAAUUAGGAAUUUGGGGAGGAGAUGUAGUUCUCAAUAACCUGGAAGUAAAAGAAAAUGCAUUGAGUGAACUUAAUGUUCCAUUCAAAGUUAAAGCUGGUCAUGUUAGUAAACUUGAACUGAAAAUACCAUGGAAGAAUCUGUAUGGACAAGCAGUGGAAGCGACAUUGGAUGGAAUCUAUAUGCUUAUUGUUCCAUGUGCCAGUAUCAAAUAUGAUGCUGAAAAAGAGGAAUUGCAACUUCAAGAAAUCAAGCAGCGAGAAUUACAAAGAAUUGAAGAAGCUAAGCAAAAGGUUGCUGACAAAGAAAAUCCAAAGGAAGGGAAGCAAGAUACUUUCCUUGAAAAGUUAAUUACACAGGUUAUUAAGAAUUUACAGGUUAAAAUUACGAAUGUCCACAUCCGUUAUGAAGAUGAUAUCACAAAUCAAAACUCUCCAUUGUCAUUUGGAAUUUCACUUGAGAACUUGAGUCUUGAGACAACAGAUGAAAGAUGGAAUCCAUGCUUGCAUGAUCAGUGUGAAGAUGUCUUCAAUAAGCUUGUUCGAUUAGACUACCUCUGUGCAUAUUGGAAUGUCAACACCAAAAUGUAUUCAAAAAGCCAUCAGGUUCAGGCUUUGAAAGACUUAAAAAAUGGAGUCUCAAGAUUCAACUUUAUUCCGGAGACUUACCAAUUCAUUUUUCAGCCAUUAUCUGCCCAAGCUAAACUUGAAAUGAAUCCACGAGCAGAAGUUGACUUUGCUUCACCAAAAAUGAACUUGGAAGUAAAUCUUGAAGAUAUAGCGAUCGAAAUAAAUAGGCCUCAGUAUCUUAGCAUCGUGGAGUUACUUGGAUCAAUUGAUAUGAUGACACGCAAUCUGCCAUAUAGAAAAUAUCGGCCUGAUGUCCCCUGUCACAGCAAUGCUAGGAAAUGGUGGGCAUACGCUAUAAAUGGCAUACUGGAAGAGAAUAUAAAACCUGCACUUAAUGCUUGGUCAUGGAGGCACAUUCGAAAGCACAGACAAAAAUUAAGGAAUUACAGGAGCCUCUAUAAAUCAAGAAUCAAAACCAAGAAACCAGAUGAAGAACUUAUCAGCACACUUGAGGAACUCGAAAAGGACCUUGAUUUGUUCAACAUUACACUCGCAAGACAGCAAGCGGAAGUAGAGCUUAUGAAAACAGGGCAUAAAAUUUACAGACCAGGUGCAAAAAUUGAGGAUGAGAAAACUGGCGGAUGGUUUGACUGGGCUUGGAGUUGGGCAGCAGCAAAAGAAGAGAAACCACGAGAUUCCAAAUCUGGAAUUGAUUUAUUGAUGACACCUGAAGAAAAAGCUAAACUCUAUGCAGCAAUUGGAUAUAGUGAAACUGUGGUGGAUCCAACCAUGCCUAAAAGAUAUGAAGCAGUAAAACUUGCUGUGAAGCUUGUUAGCAUGUCCGUUUCCAUUCGAGAAGAAGACAACCAGCCAGAGAUCAUGAAAUUUGCUGUGAUUGACUUGAGCAUGAUGCUGACCCAGAGACCAGGAGCACAAGCAAUAAAAUUUGAAGCCAAGAUAAGUACAUUGGAAGUGACGGGACUGCCUCAGAACACGGACAAGCCACUGCUGCUUUCUUCAAGGAGUGCUUUGACCGAGAAUGAAGAAAUUCUGCUCAGGAUCAUGUUUGAGACCAAUCCAUUGGAUGAAAGAGCUGAUCAGCGGCUGAAGGUGGAGUCACGUCCACUAGAAAUUGUAUAUGAUGCGAGAACUAUAAAUGGGUUAGUCGACUUCUUUCGACCUCCAACAGAUGUACAACUGGUAGAACUAACGUCGGCUACUUUGAUGAAGCUUGAAGAAUUCCGUGACAAAACUGCAACUGGCUUAAUGUACAUUAUUGAGACACAGAAAGUCCUGGACUUAAAAGUGAAUCUCAUGGCUUCUUACGUCAUUAUUCCACAGAAUGGUUUUUUUGAUAAAUCUGCCAGCUUAUUGGUUCUUGAUCUUGGUAAUUUGAAGAUGAUGAGUAAAAAUCGUGCACGUCUGCCACAAAUUACUGCUGGAGAAAGCACCUUGGAGGAUAUCAUGGCCAGAGCCUAUGACUGUUUUGAUAUCCAGCUGAGUAGUGUUCAACUUCUCUAUGCUAAACCACAUGAGGAUUGGAAAACAGCUCGCAAAGAAAAGAAGUCAUCUCAGCACAUAUUGCAACCCAUGGAUUUAAAGCUUGAAUUAUGCAGAGCAAUGGUUGUCUCUGAUCCAAGAAUGCCAAAGUUUAAAGUUUAUGGUGGACUUGCUUUACUUUCAGUCAGCAUCUCAGACCAAAAACUUAGACGAGUUUUAGAGUUGAUUGAUAGUAUUCCUAAACCAGCAAGUAAUUCAGCACCACCAUCCUUAAAAUCCCGCCAGACACAGAAAGUAUCACCUAAUAUGACGCCACAGUCUGUUCAAAAAAGAGCAAUACACAAGGAUCUAUACUCUUCUGUUCUGAGUAUGGCAGAUUCAGAUGAUGAAUUCUAUGAUGCUCCAAGCUCACCAGUGGAUGAGGCACCAUUUCUGCCAGCCAAAACUAUUUCAUUACAAAGGUCAGAAAGUAUACGCCAGAAACAAUUGAGAAAACAAGAAUCUAUGAAAAAUAUGACUGACUUCCAAAUGCAAUUUGAAAUAUCAAAGAUGUCACUGGGAAUCUUUCGUUAUGUAGAGGAUACUGAAACCCCUGUGUUGGAACUGGAAAUAGUCGGACUUGGUACUGAGCUUAAAAUCAGAACGUACGAUAUGACUUCACGCACAUUUCUGAAAGAAGUCAGUUUAAGAUGUCCUGAGCAGACAGAUGCUGAAAACAAACCCAUUUAUAUUAUCACAACUCUGGACAAUUAUGAAGAUGAUCUCCUUACUAUUGAAUAUAUUAAGGCUAACAAAGAUGGACCAGAAUUCAAAACCACCUACAGAAACACAGAGCAACUCAUUAAGGUGAACUUUUCAUCUUUGGAUGUUUAUUUACACAGUGAAGCUCUGCUAAGCUCUGUUCAUUUCCUGAAAAACCUUAUCCCACAAUCAGAAACCAAGGUCAGUUCAGAUGAACAGGCUCCUGAAAUUGAAGAGAAGAAAGAGGAGUUCCUCAUGAAGAAAAAGACAUCUCCUAGAAGAGGAAAGUUUGAAGAUCUGAUCAAACUUCAUUUGUGUGCAGAACUGGCACUUCUGAAAGUUUUCAUCUGUGAUCAAAGCAAAAGAAUUGCAGAAAUAAACAUUGUAGGUCUUGAUGUUGAGGUGGCUUUGAGGAAGACUUUAUCAGAAGUUACAGCAAAACUGAAGAAUAUUGUAGUUUUGGAUUCCAGCAAAGAUGCAGUAUACAAAAAGGCUGUUUCCAUUGCUGGUAAAGAAGUCUUCAACUUCAAAAUAAUCUCUCAUGUGGAUGCGACAGAAGGCUUAGCCUAUUCCAAUAUGGAUGUAGUUGAUAGUUGUGUUCAAUUGACAGUUGGCUGUAUCCAAGUCAUCUUUGUAAAGAAGUUUUUGUCAUCAAUAUUGGCGUUCUUAAAUGUUUUCCAAGCUGCCAGAGAAGCUGUCACAGAAGCAACUGUCCAAGCAGCAUCUGGUGUGAAGGAUCUCGCAGAACGGAGCACUAGAAUGCAACUUGACAUUCACAUCAAUGCACCUGUCGUUGUUGUACCUCAAUCUCCUGUGUCAAAAAAUGUUGUUGUUGCAGAUUUUGGUUUUGUCAUUAUUCAGAACAGUUUCUCAAUGGUUAAACAGAAAGGUUCUACUAAUCUCCCACCUGUAAUUGACUGCAUGAAGGUUUCGUUACGUGAAUUAAAACUGUACAGGACGGUAUUUGAGAAUGAAGCUUUUCGGUCUGAAAUCUCAUUACUUCAACCUGUUAAUCUGGAAGUUGUUGUUGAACGCAAUUUGUCUGCUGCAUGGUACCAUGAUGUUCCUGAUAUUAAAAUUCUUGGAAUGCUGAAACCUCUACAUGCUACGCUCAGCCAAGAUGAUUUGAUCAUCAUAUUGAAAUCGCUGAAUGAAAAUUUGGGUGAUAAUUCUGUUGACGUUGUACCUGUACAAACUGAGAGGAAUAGGUCAAGUCCUUCUCCAAGUUCUGCAGGAAGAACUGUGGUAACGGCAGCUGUUGUAGAAACACACAAACCUCUCAGAGUUAAAACAACACUGAAAUUGGAUUUUAAAUUGGAUGAAAUUUCAUUGAUACUCUACAGUCAGUCCCUGAACCCGUUGAACCUUGCUAAAGAACGGAGAUCUGAAGAGGACCAACUAGCAGAGUUCAAAUUACAUAAACUUGCCAGUUCAUUCAAGAUGCUCUCUGAUGGAUCCAUGAAUGCUGCUGUGAAACUUUUUAACUGUAUGCUAGAUGAUAAACGAAAGGCGAUACAGAAAGCCACAUCAAGAAUGAUAGAAAUGAAGCUAGGAGUUUCGAAGAAUGCAAUGAUAGACUUCUGUUACAAACAAGGAAGAGAAGGAAUGCUUCUAGAUGCAACUAUACGUGAUAUUUAUGUUUGUGCAAGUAUGGAAUUUCUACUCACUGUGGCUGACUUUUUUGUCAAGGCAAAUGACCAGAUCUCUGCAGCUCCAGUGAAUAAACCAACUGUCAUGACUUCAAAAGAAAAAGCACCAUCACAAGCUGUGUCCAAAAUGGAGCUUAGUGUUCACGUUCAGAAUCCAGAGAUUGUCUUUGUGGCAGAUUUGACAAGAGCGGAUGCCCCCUCACUUGUGGUGACUGCACAAUGUGAAGCAGACAUUAAUAAUGAUCCAGAACUUCAACAGAUAACUGCAACUGUUAAAGAUCUCAAAGUUAUGGCCUGUCCAUUCCUAAAAGAAAAAAGAAAAGAUCAUGUUACCACGAUCUUGCAGCCGUGCAGUUUAUUUUUCCAAAGUACACAAGCAACCUCUGGUCCUAGUUUCUUGGAAUUGGCAGUGAAAUCACUAAUGCUCAAAGUGUCUCCUGUUAUCAUUAACACAGUGAUUACAAUCACAUCUGCCUUAAAUCCCGCUGUUGAUAGUCCACAUGAAAAAGACAGUGAAAUACCACCUGACUUGUGGAAUAAGAAGAAUGUGAAAGACUUAAAAUUCUGGUUUUUGGAGAAUAAUAAAAGUAAUGAAAGUAAAAAUGCCCCAGCAACACAAUUAGAAUCGACAGGAGAGAAUCUGAAAAUGACAGUGGACUUCAUUUGUUUGACACUUGAAGCAGGUGUUGGACAUAGAACUAUUCCAAUGCUUCUGGCAAAGUCGACUUUUAAAGGGGAUGUGAAAAACUGGAGCACAUUCAUUAAUCUUCGUUGUCAACUCAACUUAGAGGUGCAUUACUACAAUGAAAUGCUUGCUGUUUGGGAACCGCUACUAGAACCAUUAGAAAUUGAAAACAGUGAUGAUUUUAGACCUUGGGAACUUGGAAUCAAGAUAAAGAAGAAGGUUGUCAAAUCAAUGACAAAGACUGAAAAAGAAGAGGAAAAUUCCCUUGCUUAUAAAACAGUUAUUCAGAUCUCUUCAAAAGACCAACUUAACAUUACACUGUCAAAGUGUGGUUUGACCAUGCUUAAUAAUUUGGCAACGGCAUUUACUGAAGCUGCUGGCCAAUCCAGUGAUGUUUUUCAGAAGGACCAGGCACCUUUUAAAGUAACGAAUUGCCUAGGACUUGAUGCUUCCAUUUACCCCAGUGAUUCAUUUAUCAUCAUUGGCAAACAUCAAAAAGUACCUUAUGAACUUAGAAAUGGAGAAUUUCUCAACAUGGAUUACCAACAAACCAGUAAUGAAAAGGAGCGGCUGUCAAACUUGACUAAUGCCAGCAGCAAAUUGUUUUACAUUUCGUUGACUCCUGAAGGCCACACUCGUGCAGAUAAAAUUCCAUUAACUAAGUUAGGUCGUCGACUGUACACUGUUACGCAUGAAGAAUCGACUGUUGAACGAUCCAUUGUCUGUCAGAUUGAUGCUGUACAAGGAAGAAAAAAAAUAACAAUCCGUUCUCCUGUUCAGAUAAAGAACCAUUUUUCAGUCCCUUUCAAUGUAUUGGAAGAUUUGAAGUCUUAUCUGAAAAUACUUGGUACAAUACAGCCAAAUGAAGAGUUCAAUGUUCCUCUCCUCUCAUAUAGAUCAGAUCUUCGUUUGCAGCUGAUGAUGGAAGACAAGAAAAUGUAUGCUCCCUGUGAAGCUAUCACAUUUGGUCAUGUUAGCACAAGCACUGAAAUACUAUUUCAUCGCAAGUGCCAAUUUGCUAGUGAUGAUGACCAGCAUACCCUAAUGAUCAAUAUAGUUGCAAUGCAUGACAUGCUGGCGUCCGACAAUCCUGAUGAAAAUAAUAAUGCUUACGUUCUCCAUUUGUGGCCUAGUGCAAUACUUCAAAACCUUUUGCCUUGUGCAGUCAGUGUUUCCUUUACAGAGGAAAAUAAGAGUCGGAGGUUGACUCUAGAUGAAGGACAUUCUGCACAGCUUCAUGAUGCUGUACUGGACCAAUCGAAACUGACACUGACUAUUAUUGAUUAUUUGGAACAUAAUUGGGCAGGUGAAUACUCAAUCAAAAGCAAUCAGACAGAUAUUGAAUUAAUCAAAUUUAAAUCCUAUAUUGAUGGUGAAGAGACUGAAAUAGACAUUGCAGUCCUUGCAACAUACAAUGUUGGACAUGUCUUGUUAUCAUUGUAUAGUCCCUAUUGGAUGAUAAAUAAAACUGGGCGAAUGCUUCAAUACAAAGCUGAUGAUGUUCAUCGUAAACAUCCUUUGGACUACAAAAAGCCACUGCUUUUUUCUUUUGGAUCCAAAUGCUUUUUUGAAAAGAAUAAGGUUCAGCUUAGGAUAACUGACAGCCACUUGUCAGAUUCAUUUUCUCUGGACACAGUGGGCAGUUACGGCUCUGUUAAAUGCAAAGGACCAAAAAAGGAGUAUCAGGUUGGUGUGAAAAUAGACAACAGCAGCUUUAAUUUAACAAGAAUUGUUACCUUUACACCAUUUCACAUGCUAAUCAAUCAAACGAAACACAAGAUUGAAGUUGCUGAAGAAUGUGAAUCGAAGUGGUUGAGCAUAGAUUCUAAUCAGUGCAGCCCAUUCUGGCCUGCCAGGGAUUCUGAGAGAUUAGCAGUUCGAAUUGAAGGAUGCAGUGCAGGGCCACAAAAAGUUUACUUCAACAAACAAGAAAAUUGCCUUUUACUGCGUCUGGACAAUAAGUUUGGAGGCAUCAUAGUAGAAGUACACUUGGCGGAACAUUCGUUGGUGGUGACUUUUAAAGACUAUCAUGAAGGGGCUGCUCCGUUCCUCAUUGUUAAUGACACAAAUGCAAGCAGGAUUGAAUAUCGUCAGAGCAGUUCAACUGGAAAGGGUCAUCAACUAGGGCCAGGUAAAGCAACCUAUUAUACCUGGGAAGAUCCGACAGUGUCAAGAACACUUAGCUGGAACUGUUCAUGUCAAGAUGCAGCAGGAGAGCUGAGUACAAUAGAGGAUAUAUUCUUAGAGUUUCCACAAGAAAAUGGGAAGAUUUAUUUAGCAUCCUUCUUUGAGGGUCUGCAGAGAAUCAUUGUGUUCACCGAUGAUGAAGGAACCUUCAGACUUACUCAAGAAAAUGAGAGAGCAGAGCAAGCUGAACAGGAAAUCAUUCUGUCACUACAGAACUUGGGGAUUUCACUGAUUAAUAAUUCAACAAAGCAAGAAGUGGUCUACAUUGGCAUAACAAGUUCUGAUAUUGUUUGGGAAAGUAAACCCAAGGGGAAAUCGCGCUGGAAACCAAUGAGUAGAAAGCAAACAGCUGAGCUGGAAGAGAUUUACAAAGAAUAUAUGGAGUCUUCUCCCCAAGAGAAUCAUGUUGCUGAACUUCCAUGUGAAUUUCAGGCACUUUUAACUCCAAAUGGCAUGGACAUGAAGCUCUUACAACCUUCUGAAGUACCAAUAAGGAGAAAUUAUCUGCCAGCUAUAAAAGUAGAGUAUACUGUCUCAACUCAUCAGAAAUCUCUCCGAGUCCAAAUUUACAAGAUCCAGAUUCAAAAUCAGCUGUCUGGGGCCAUUUUUCCUUUUCCGUUUUAUCCAAUUACUCCCCCCAAGUCAGUCACCAUGGAUUCAGCACCAAAGCCUUUUGCUGAUGUCAGUAUUAUCACAAGGUUCGCAGGGAAGUCUGAUAUAACUCGUUUUAGGUAUUUUAAAGUCCUAAUUCAAGAAAUGGAUCUGAAGUUAGAUCUUGGUUUUCUUUAUGCUGUGAUGGAUCUAUUCACCCAAUCAACAGAUACUGUUCUUGCAGAGCAAAAGCUGGAUCUAUUCAAGAAGGAUCUUGAGUAUAUUCAUACAGAGCUGUUGACUGAAUCUGCGGUUGACACCACGCCUGUCAGUCUAUAUGAGUAUUUCCAUAUUUCACCUAUCAAACUACAUUUGAGCUUCUCCAUUAGUUCUGGAGGGGAAGAAAGUAACAAACAACAAGAAGCAGACCUGAUUCCACUACAAUCUCUGAAUCUUUUGCUGAAAAGCAUUGGAGCAACUCUCACUGAUGUACAAGAUGUUGUCUUCAAGCUUGCAUUUUUUGAAAUCAAUUAUCAAUUUUAUACCACGCAACAACUUCAGUGGGAGGUAAUCCGACAUUAUUCUAAGCAGGCAAUCAAGCAAUUGUAUGUGCUUGUCCUUGGACUAGAUGUCUUAGGCAAUCCUUUUGGUUUAAUCAGAGAUUUAUCGCAAGGAGUUGAAGCAUUUUUCUAUGAACCUUAUCAGGGAGCAAUUCAGGGACCUGAGGAGUUCAUGGAAGGAAUGGCCUUGGGUGUAAAAGCGUUGGUGGGGGGUGCUGUUGGUGGUAUUGCAGGUGCUGCUUCUAGAAUAACUGGUGCAAUGGCAAAAGGUGUAGCUGCUAUGACAAUGGAUGAAGAGUACCAGCAGAGGCGUAGGGAGGCCAUGAACAGACAGCCAAGUGGGAUUAAAGAAGGCAUUACACGUGGAGGAAAGGGCUUGGUGUCGGGCUUUGUGAGUGGAAUCACAGGAAUAGUGACAAAACCUAUUAAAGGUGCACAGAAAGAAGGUGCGGCUGGCUUCUUCAAAGGCAUUGGCAAGGGCUUGGUUGGAGCUGUUGCAAGACCAACUGGAGGCAUCAUUGACCUGGCCAGCAGCACUUUUCAGGGGAUAAAAAGAGCUACAGAAACAACAGAAGAUGUUGAGAGUCUUCGUCCGCCUCGAUUUAUCCAUGAAGAUGGAGUAAUCAGACCAUAUAGGUUGAGAGAGGGAAUUGGCAUGCAAAUGUUACAGAAAAUUGAAAAUGGAAGAUUUGCCAAAUACAAGUACUUUGGACAUAAAAUGAUUAAUGAUUCAGACUUAUUUAUGAUUACAAAAAGUGGUAUCUUAUUUGUAACACAAGGAACAUUUGGGCAGUUGAACUGUGAAUGGCAGUAUAGCUUCGAGGAAUUCACUAAAGAACCUUUUAUUGUUGCUGGAAGGAGGUUACGUAUUGAAGCCAAAGAACGUGUGAAAUCUGUAUUCCAUGCAAAAGAAUAUGGAAAAAUUGUGAAUUUCAAAACUGAAGAUGAUGCACAGUGGAUUCUGGCAAAACUGCAUGAAGUGCUUGAAAGAAGAGUACCUGAUCAUCAUCCAAAGAUAUGAAUGCUACAGGAAGUAUUAGGAAUUUCAUAAUCAUGAAAAGUAGCUCAUUUUCAACUAUUAUUAAAGGAGGUAAAUUCACAUGAACCGAAUGCCGUACACAAUUAAGUUUAAAUAUUUUAUUCAGUUAAUUCUUGCAAAACCUACAACUAUUGUAUCUGAUUUUGAUGGUUCCGUCCUGAAUUUUCAACAGGUGUUGAAAUGUAGCGUAGAAUAGAAAUCUCACUUUAAUAGACUUUAAUUAAUGUUUAAUUAAUUCACAUGGCUCUGGUUUUUUUUGAAAGGAAAGCACCACACUACCAAGUGCCACAAUAUACCUUCAAUAACACAGAUGUGCCAAUGACUUACUUUGCUGCAGUGCUUUGUGACUUACUUUUGUGUCACUGGUCAAUUUAAAAUAUCCAGAUGUUUGACACAUUAAAAACUCAAAACCAAUUUGAAAAUAAUGCAUUAGUGUAUUUGAAUACAAGAUGACACCACCUGGAGUUCAUUAAUUAUUUCGAGUAUAGUAAACAAAUAGAGCGUUAACUGGACUGUUAAUCAGUUGUCCAAGAUCGUCCACUUAUUCCAUUAUAAAUUCAGAAGAUUCAUUUUCUUGUAAAUACUUAAUUGUGCUCAUCAGAAAAUCAUAUUGUUAAAUAUGUAUUUGGACCAUUAAAAGGAUAUAUGCUGGAGUAUUAAUAUUCAAAUGACUUCCAUGCAAACUUAAUGCACUGAAAUUUAAACAAUUAUGGAGUCUCCACAGAUCCAGGCAAAUAUUUGUUCUCUGCUUAAUACACAGUUCAACUUCUUUGGGUUUUUUCAUGACAAAUUUGAACACAAGACUUAUACUAAAAAUCUGAAAAUUAACAAAACUACUAAAUAUUUCAAACUUCAUGCUCCAAAUCAUACAUAUUUUCUACUUUGUUCAAUAUCAUUAUAGUUCCUAUGUUGCUCAAUCUAUCAGAAUGGUAUAUGUGAAACAUUCAAUACGAUGCGUAUUAAUGUAACCAACCCAUAAAAUAACAAUGAAUAGUUUCUAAUCACCAUAAUGAAUCUUUCAUCUGUAAUCGAACAUGCUCAUGGCUAAAUGUUUUUAAGUUCCUGCCUUUGAUAAUAUAAUGUUAAUAUGCAAUUUUCUACAAACUUCAAUUAUGUAGAUGCACUGUAUAAUCUGAAAGAUUUACCAUGUUUGCAGAGAAUUUAUAUUAUGCAGCAACUAUGCCAAUUUACCUCCAAAAGAAAUGUUGACCUUGAAAAUGAUAGCAUUUGGGAAGGGAUGGGGGAAAUCAUGAGUAUAUUUUAUAGUUUGUACCAAAUUUUGAAGAUCACUGUUUAUCCAAAUUCAUGGUAUAAUGUUGACACUGAUUUUUUUUGCUUAAAAAUCUUUUAAGCACUAAAAUGUAAAAGCAUAAUACCAUUUACAAUUGCAGUCUGCCCCUUCAUAAACUUCACCUGGUUACAGUUCUCCUUUAAAAAAAGAAGUGGAGAUUGACUACUAUAACGCCUCCAUAAGCUUGUGGAUAUCACCAAGGAAAAGAUCUUAUCUGUAUUUUGAAACAAAAUUUAAAAAUCUACUUGGUACCAGAAAUAAAUGCAUCAUCUUUUAUUUCACAGUACGGGAACUGAAUUGUCAGAGGUUCAAUAAAUCAUUAAUUUACAUUACAUUACAUUAAUAGCAGCUUAAAUGUAAAUGUGAAAUUUAAGAUCUAGUCCAUAAAACUGAAAUUAGCUACUUCUAAGUGUAAUGAGAAAUGCAUAUGAUACUUCAAUAUAAUAUCUUGAAAAUCAACAGUCCUGCGUAGGGCUUUAGAUUAUGACUUUGGAUCGGUCACUAAUGAUGGAACAGUAGUAGUAACAUCUAAAUUUAAAAAGCUAUUUAUCUAAUGCCGAAGUUCUAUGAGGAAGGCAGGAGUCUGCAGAUUUUGACACGACCCUUAACCUCAAAAUUGUCCAGAAAGAUUUAAUGAGCUCUGGUACUUAAUUCUGAGGAGAUCUCUUCAGAUUUGGUGUCACUUCUAAGGAUUGUAGGUCAGUUUUGCUGUAGCUAUACCCUAUCAGGUAUUAAACUGAAAUAUUCUCAAAUAGGGAAACAUAAUUACAAUUGGAUAUACAAAAGUACUAAAGGACAAAAUAACUAUAACUAUUUUUUGAAAAGUCAUUCACUUUUACAUGUUUGGGAAAGGCAGAUUCUAAAAUUUUAUUAGUUUUCAGCAUCAGUAAACAGAGGGCAGUACAAACUCAAGUGACUUAAAAUGUUGUUAUUAUUACUUUUAAAGUGUAAAGAGUUGAAGUUCAGUGAUAAUCUGAUUAAAAAGUGGAAUAAUGCACUGUGAUCACUAACUGCAAAUACAGGAUUUUGAUGUUUAACUGUGCAUGUUGAAAAUGGCAGUUUGCUAUCAGUUUUGCAGUGAAAAUGAUAAAUAGCAGCAGUUUCACUACUAUUACAACUACACAUUCCACACUGAUGAUUUUAAUACUUUGGGUACACUGGCUGGAGAAUUGCCAUUUCCUGAUGUGGUUGCAUUUGCAUGCAACCAACCGUUCAUCAAUGAUAAACAUCUUUAGAAAAAUAAGCAACAGUAAAAUACGCAUUUCACAUUUUUUGGAGACUAGAUGAUGGAAGAAUAAUUUAAUUGUUUCUUCUCCUUUGGAUGUUAUUUAAACUGUCUGGAUUCUCUGUCCCUCAUGCUCAUUAAAAAAACAAUACUCAUGUUUGUUUCUCACAAAUUAAAUACUUGCCAGUUUAACAUAUUGCAUAUCACAGUUGAUCAUAUGCAAGUGAUGGUCUUAUGACCAUAAUAUACAAUCAUUCACAUACUCUCUUGCAGUACACCUAUUGUGUGUUGUCUUAAACUAACCUCUUCUUUUGGACCAUUUGUGGGAGCCUGCCUUUGAUUCAUUCCACCAUGAUCGAAAACAAAUCAUUUGAAGCUAUCCAUAUCUUACACAAUGAAAGCAUUCUUACAAUGGGUUUAUUUUAACAGACAAUUAAAACAGCUACAGCUCUGCAUUAGGUCAAGGGUAAAAUUACAAUUGAAAACAUAAAAUUCAUACUCAUCUGAAAUAAACAAUAGACAAGUCUUUUGUUAGAUAAUUAGCUAGAGCUGAUGGAGGAGGUUUUCAAUAUCCGAAUUCCCUUCAGUUGCUGCUGAAUUUUUUUUUGACAUGGAUUUAUUUUAAUCAGUCAACAUUCAAUAAGAUAACUACUUAAACAUAUAUUCAAGUGGAAAACUCCCUAAAAAAACAAACUCUAGCUUAUUUGAUACAAAACUUUAAUAGGUAAUUAUUUGCCAAUGUCUGCUUCUUUGGAAUUCUGUAACCAGGUAAAGGAACAGGUACCUCAGUAUUAUGUUGUGCUGAAGCAUUAAUGUCAAUGUUCCUGCUACUCAGCUUUGUAUUUGAAUAAUUGGGUAAACCCAAAACAUUUGCAUUAUAAAAAUGUCUGUUAUUGAAAACUGUAACAAUACACAACCUAAAAUGUACUUUUACAGAGACUAACCUCAGACUGAUCACUAUUGUACUAAAAUUUAUCAUGGGGAUAUAUCAUUUCUAACAAUGUGAAAAAUUGUGAAUUAAGUAAUGCUUUGUUAUUUUUCCAAGUGCUGCUUUUGAAUUUUUUUUUAAUGCUUUGCACAGUACCAUUUGUGCAAUGGUAGGAAUGAUUUUUUUUAAAAACGUACAAAUGCAAAUUGUUGAAUAAAAGUGUACUGCCCUGUAGUCUGCAUUAUUCAUUGAUAUGGUACAAGAAAA
Stegostoma tigrinum is the source of this 13522-nucleotide messenger RNA. RefSeq names its product vacuolar protein sorting 13 homolog A (gene vps13a). The coding region runs from base 212 to 9793 and encodes 3193 amino acids. Gene Ontology annotation, cellular component: extrinsic component of membrane. Gene Ontology annotation, biological process: autophagy; protein retention in Golgi apparatus; protein targeting to vacuole. The transcript is spliced from 72 exons. NCBI's taxonomy places the organism in Eukaryota, Metazoa, Chordata, Chondrichthyes, Orectolobiformes, Stegostomatidae. The record is from RefSeq and is a predicted model, not a curated record.